Molecule: messenger RNA, 1116 nt
Organism: Nematocida minor
Lineage: Eukaryota; Fungi; Microsporidia
Product: casein kinase 1, delta
Exons: 1
Coding region: 1-1116 (371 amino acids)
Biological process (GO): signal transduction; endocytosis; peptidyl-serine phosphorylation
Cellular component (GO): nucleus; cytoplasm
Molecular function (GO): ATP binding; protein serine/threonine kinase activity
Source: RefSeq, a predicted model, not a curated record
AUGGAAAAAGCUUUUAAUAAUUUUAUGGCCAGACUGCAAGAGCCACAGAAGCCGUGGAACAAACAAGGACCAGAGGACCUUUCGAACAUCUCUCUCGCUAAAAGGCCCAGAAUAGAGUAUAAAAUACCCCAGCCCGGGGAAAUAAUAGGGGGAUACGUGCUGAGCGAGAAAGUGGGACAAGGCAGCUUCGGGAUCGUGUUCGAAGGACACGCCAUAGAUAGCAUCAAGAAAGUAGCUAUAAAGAUAGAAAUAUGCUCCGACCAAAGAUACUCCCAGCUGGAAAACGAGUACAAUGUAUACAAAAAAUUGGACGGAGCCAGUGGAUUCCCCCGUAUAGAGUACUUUGGACAGUGCGAAGCAUACAAGCAUUUAGUGAUGGAGUAUCUCGGGAUGAGCCUGGAGGACAUGCUAGCCAUAAGAAACAGAAUGUUCUGCGCCAAAACCAUCUUUAUCGUGGCCAAAAGGAUGCUCACUCUCAUAGAAAAGCUGCACAGCAUAGGAUACGUCCACAGAGACUUAAAACCAGACAAUUUUCUGAUUGGGAGAGAUCCCAAGAAAAUAUUCCUGAUCGAUCUGGGGAUGGCGAAAGAGUUCCUCAAGCAUGGACAGCACAUUUCCACAGGCGCAGGCAAGAAGCUGACAGGAACCCCGCGGUAUGCGUCAGUCAAUGCACACAAGGGAUACGAGCUAAGCAGAAGAGAUGACCUGGAGUCAAUAGGAUACAUAGUGCUCUAUCUCUCGAAAGGAAGGCUCCCGUGGCAGGGCCUGAAAGAGUCAAAGAGAGAAAAGUGCAGAAUCAUAGGAGAGAUGAAAGACGCAAUGAAAAUAGAAGAAAUAGCAAGAGAUCUCCCAGGAGGCACAAAAAUAAUAGAGUACUUCAAAUACAUAGACACUUUGCGCUUUGAUGAUGUGCCUGACUAUAAAUACAUGACAGGCCUAUUCGACAGUGCUCUACACAGCCACGGGCUGAUAGAUGAUGGGGUGUUCGAGUGGGAGCAUGUGUUCAAAGGAUACACAGAAACAGUAACAGACGAUAGCCUGGACGAGGAGAGCACAAAGAAGGCCUCAUUUUGGGGCAAGGUGCGCAAUUUCAUCUGCUGCAACUAUUCCAAAUAA